UAAUGAUAAUGCCAAAAAUAAUGAGGAGCAAAGCCUAAUUGAUGAUAAAUCAUAUGAACAAUAUCUCAAGUUCUGUGUAGCAACGAACUCUCUAAGUUUUAAAAUCAAUGUUUAUACUGUACAGAAACCAUAUUCGGAAUGGACCUUCAAUGAUGUUAGCAAUAUAUUCAAACUACCGGCUCAUUACAAAGAUCUUCCUAAAUUCACUUGUGGUAUCGAUAAAUUUGAAGAUAAAAAGUCCCAAGAGUUGAUUUUGCAUCUUAUUAAAGAACUAAAUAUUCGUCAAUCAACAGUCCGCGGUGAUUCUGAAGCUUAUAAUAGUCAUUUUGUAAUUCCUUUUCUUGCAGUGGCAAGCUCCAUAUGUGGUAAUAAGGCUCAAAUAUAUCCUGAAGAGUAUAUUCAAGGGAGAUAUUGCCGUGGACCAGUAGAUUUUUGUAUGAUAUUGGAAAAUAUAAUCAUCAGCGUUGUAGAGGUAAAAAGAGAUGAUUUUAUACAAGGUGCAGCGCAAAUAAUCGUACAGCUUCAUUCAUCGCUUGAGGUUGAAAAUGAUUUGGUUAUUGAUAAAGUGUAUGGAAUAGUUACUGAUAGUAAAUGUUGGUAUUUCUUCGAGUGUUCUAUGAAUGGAGAUAAGCCAGAAUAUAAAAUUCAUUCAGAACAUGGGACUACAAUCAAUUGGGGUGGCAAUAUUGAGGAAGGGUUUACUGAGGUCUUAGGACAGAUCCGGGUUACCAUUAACGAACAGGAAGCAUCUCCCACAAAAGAUAUUUUGCCAUCCUCAGCUUGUUCAGAAUUAUCUGUAAUUUCUCAAUCAUCCGCUUCAACUAUUGAAACUUACUCCAAUGAAGAAAAUUAUAUAGGCCCUGUGGAUCCAAAUCUGGUACAAAAUGUUACAUCUAAUCUUGGCGAAAUUGAGAAAAGCUCAGAAUCUGCGUCAUCUAUCUGCACAGAAACUAAAUUAUUGGAAGAUAGGGAGAUUAAUGAAUUUCUGGACUCAACGCAUAAGGAAACGAUUAGUAAUGAGAUAAGAGAAAGAAAUCGGGAAAAUAAGUUCAGAUCUCAAGACCCUUUAUCAUAUGAUAAAGAUAUUUCGCAAUCUAAUAAAAACAAAGUACAAAGAUUUAUGUUAGAAGUUUCUGAAAACUCUAGUCCACAAUUACAAUAUACCGAUUCUAUUAUUAGCAAAGUUAGCACGGCUAAUGGUAAUGUAACCCCGAAUGAAACAAAAUUUCAACCCAGCAAUGCUAACUUUACGCUUUUAUAUGAAAAACUUUGUGAUGCUAUAAUUCUUGCUGAUCGUAAAACCCAAGAAGCUAUAAUGUGUUAUUGCCUAUUUGGAAAGGCCCUUAUUCAAAGACGUAAUGAAAUAGCAUCGGAAAAACAAGUUGAUCCAGAAUCCAAUAUUGUUGGUAGAAUUUUAAAUAAAGAAAUAAAAACACAGUUACCCGCAGAUACUUCUGAUAGCCUUUUACGUAAGAGAAUCGAAAAAGCAAAGAAGCUUUAUAAACUUUUUGAUGCAAUAG
This is a messenger RNA of Racocetra fulgida, 1520 nucleotides long. NCBI's taxonomy places the organism in Eukaryota, Fungi, Glomeromycota, Glomeromycetes, Diversisporales, Gigasporaceae. The record is from the annotation of a GenBank genome assembly.